AUGUCCGACAACAGCAGUGUUGACAGUGGUAAUGCUGGUACUGCUGAUCCAAUGACGAUUGUUGUUGACGACAUUGAUGUGGAAGACCUGCAUUUGCGUGCACUAAAAAACGCAUCUUCAACCUAUAUUGAUCCUCCUACCGGCUUUACUGUCUUUACUGAUUUGAUUCAUCUGAAGCGAGGGAACUGUUGCGGCAACAAAUGCCGGCAUUGUCCCUACGGAUUUGAAUCAGUCCCCGGCGUACCGAGACGUCCCGCAAAAUUACGGUCAGGAGAUAGACAAGCAGCCGAUUCUCUCAUUCAAGCCAUUCAAAAUGGGACUCCCGUCAUGGAAGCAACAUUGCCUCCUCUUACCGAUAUCGAGCUAGAAGCGAAAUACAAGAAUAGCAAUAUUGUCAAACCCAAGAGACGAGGAUAUGUUCGAAGGAAGGAUCGUCAGGCUAUUUCACCAAACAAACUAGCAACAUUACCAUCGUCAUCUGCAUCAUCAUCUGCAUCAUCAUCUUUCUCUACCAAAGCUACUACUUCCAAAAAUGUUCCUUACACACGCAAGGGCGAUGGUGGAUCCUCAAUGCUGGGAACUGGAGAACGACGACCCAAGGACGAUGCAAAUUUUGAAGCCAUGGGCACAGUGGACGAGUUGUGCUCUGUGGUGGGCGUCGUCGAUGCCCAUCUUUCCAAGGACAUUGAUUAUGGAAAUCUUUCUUCUCUUCUACAGAGUGUCAUGAGUCGACUCUUUGACAUUGGGUCGCACAUUGCCAAACCAUCCAAAGAGUACCAGGCCAAUGGCCUCGGGGAUGGCUUUGAUCCAAAGCAUACUGAGGAUCUGGAGGAAUGGAUCAACAUUAUGACGGAGGAGUUGCCCGAAUUGACUUCGUUCAUUCUUCCAACGGGCGCGAAGGCGGCAGCACACUUGCAUGUGGCAAGGACUGUCUGCCGACGAGCCGAACGACGAGUCUUGCCGUUGGUAAGGGAUGAUCAGACGUGUGAUCCUCACGCGUUGAAAUAUUUGAAUCGAUUGUCGGAUUUCUUUUUUGUGGCAGCCCGAUGGGUAAACUAUUGUCAUGGCGAGCCGGAAACGCAAUAUCAACGGCAUGCUCCAGGAAUGACGCAGCGAGAAGUUGUGUCGAGAUCAUUGCAACAGCAGGAUAGUGGGGAAGAAAGAUAA
Cylindrotheca closterium is the source of this 1167-nucleotide messenger RNA. NCBI's taxonomy places the organism in Eukaryota, Bacillariophyta, Bacillariophyceae, Bacillariales, Bacillariaceae. The record is from the annotation of a GenBank genome assembly.